This is a messenger RNA of Entamoeba dispar SAW760, 570 nucleotides long. RefSeq lists its product as uncharacterized. NCBI's taxonomy places the organism in Eukaryota, Evosea, Mastigamoebida, Endamoebidae. The transcript has a single exon. Bases 1 to 570 code for a protein of 189 amino acids. The record is from RefSeq and is a predicted model, not a curated record.
AUGCAAGAACAUAAAGAAAAAAUUACUUCAACAGAUGAACAUCUUUACAAACCUAAACUUUCAAAAAGAAACGAACCAAAGAAAGAAACAGAAAAUAAAAAAGCACUUGUUAAACCUAAACGUUCAAGACCUCUUAAACAUGUUGUUGGAAGCCAAGAAGUCUUACCAACAUUACAUGUUGUUAAAGGAUUAAGUGUUAUUCGAUUUGUAGCAGGAGAAAAAAUUAUUUCAGGUGGAACAAAAGAACAUGCAGAUAUACUAAAGAAAUAUUGUUUAAUGGGACUAAAUCAAAUAUUGAGAGCUAUAAAAAAAGAUGAGGUUUCAAUUGUUCUUAUUUUGAGAUAUAAACAUAUGAAUAGUGAAACAACUGAGAGUGUUGAUGUCUUGAGUGACGUACUAAAAACUUGUUCAAUUACUAAAUCAUUUAAAUUAUAUUAUGAUAUUGUUUCACAAUCAACAAUUCGUUCUUUGUUCCAAAUAAAUUUUAAUCCACGAGUUAUUGGAAUUAAAAAGACUUAUUUAGAUAAUUCUUCAUUAAAAGAUUUGUUGUCACAAUGUGAAUGUAAUUGA